AUGGCGGAUCCUCUAUCAAUCGCUGCGAGUAUCGCGGGUCUUGUAGGCCUUGCCGACAUUGUCUUCGCCCGCUUGGUGAAGUUCGGGCGAUCUGUCAAGAAUGCAGAAGAGGAGAUUCGACACCUCGCUCAGGAGAUCAAUCUCCUUGGAGGAGCCCUGAACAGCCUCGAACGACUAGCCCAGGUCCUGAAAGACGAUGCUUUCGACACAAACCUACGAAUGCACAACAUCGACGACUGCAGGGAGACUUUGAAAGAGAUAAAUAAGAAGCUGGAAAAGCUGGAGGCCACUUCUAGUUUGAUGAAGCAGAAGCUCAUGUGGCCAUUUACCAAAGACCGUGUGAAGGAAUGGCUCGACGAUCUGUCCAAACACAAAGAAAACAUCAACCUAGCGCUGUCCGCCGAUCCCCUGGAUGCCAUGCUACGAGUUUUGUCCCAGGAAGGCCAUCACGCCGCAGAGAUUCUGGCCGAGAUCAAGGAAACGCGGAAGAUCACUAGUCGAAUCCACCAAGACUCCGAACGACUUAAGGUCUUGAAUUUCUUCUUGAAGUACAACCCACAGAAGAACUACGACAUGAGCAUACGCCUGCGACAGUCCGGAACCGGAAUCUGGCUUCAAAAGCUCCAAGACUUUCAGCAUUGGUUAUCUGAACCCGGCUCUAAGUUGUGGCUCAAGGGCAUCCCCGGAGCGGGCAAGACUGUACUUGCGGGCUCAAUCAUCGAGUCAGCUCUGAACAGGAGCACUGAAGCUAUUCCGUCUGCUUUCUUCUUUUGCGAUUAUAAGGAAGCAGACACUCACGCGAUUGAGAACAUCUUGGGCGCCUUAGUUUACCAACUUUCUAUUCAGAAAGAAGACGCCUAUGCAAUGCUUGAACGAUACUACAACGAGUUACAUCCCAUCAACGGCCUUCCAAAACAACCCACCAGAAAGGCUCCGCAAAAGUUAUUGAGAAGGAUAAAAGAGUUGUUCGAUCACACUUAUCUCGUAGUUGAUGGCCUCGACGAAUGUGGUAAAUCGACUGACGAAGUAGUAGAGUGUCUGUUUGACAUCUCGGAGGACGCUGACAAUGUUUCAAUUGCCCUCCUCAGUAGAGACGAGGAUGAAAUUCGAAGCCGACUAGAGGGCAGCUUUACCCCUAUCGAGAUUGCAGCGCACAAGGAAGAUAUUACCGAGUAUGUCACGGCUGAAAUUCAGGAGAGAAUUCGGUCUAGAAGGUUGCGCAUAAGCAACCUACAUCUCAAGGGAGAGAUCCUCCAGGGGCUGAUUGACGGCGCUAAGGGCAUGUAA
Messenger RNA from Colletotrichum chrysophilum, 1287 nucleotides. RefSeq lists its product as uncharacterized. Lineage: Eukaryota; Fungi; Ascomycota; Sordariomycetes; Glomerellales; Glomerellaceae. The transcript has a single exon. The coding region runs from base 1 to 1287 and encodes 428 amino acids. The record is from RefSeq and is a predicted model, not a curated record.